Molecule: messenger RNA, 3974 nt
Organism: Aricia agestis (brown argus)
Lineage: Eukaryota; Metazoa; Arthropoda; Insecta; Lepidoptera; Lycaenidae
Gene: pwn
Exons: 20
Coding region: 351-3929 (1192 amino acids)
Molecular function (GO): calcium ion binding
Source: RefSeq, a predicted model, not a curated record
UAGAGUAGCGCGCGUUCCCUCAAAAUAUUUUCCGAUUAUUUUCGAAAAGAAAAACUCGACGUGGGACAACGAACUGUUUACGAAUUUACGUUAUAAUCCUUAUAUUUUUAUUCUGGCGAAAUCGUCGAGUGGUUUUAUAUUAUAUGCGAGCUCAAUCUGUGAACUAAGCAAACGGAACUAGUGUGUCGGUGUAAGGUGAAAGUUACGGUGUGAAAAAGUGUGGCUUUAUCUUAAAAACAGCUGAUUUCGAAUUUUGAGAUUUUUAAAUACUGGUUUACCUACAGUGAUGUGAUAGCAUGUGACGUGAUCGGCGCCCGCGCGGAUGGCACAGCGCGCACAGUGAAAGCAACAUGGUCGGCGCAAGAUGGCGGCAGUGGGUCGCGGUGCUCGCGCUCCUCGUGCCUGUCAUACAUGGGUACGAAGAGAUAUACACGAUAUCACAGCUAUCACCAAAAUCAGUAGUCGAUGAAAAGCUACAAAAAGAUUUACUACAGACGAGUCAAUUAGAAAAAAUAGCUUUUAGUUUAGAACCUAGUGCCAAAUAUGACGACAUCGAAGUAAAACCAGAUAACUUAGCUGAAGAUGUGGAGAAAGAGAAACAUGUCGUAAUAGAAAGAUCAGCGGAACCAAACAGAGGCCCCAGAUCAAUUAACGUAGCAGAACUUCCAGUAUCUAAUAACAACGAAAUAGACAACGAUUUAGAAAUACAUAACAAAAGAAAAUACUAUGAAAUACUACCGACAAAAACGCUCGAUCAUCUAAAGGAAGAAGAAGCGAUAUUGAUGUCAUCCGGUUUCGGUGACAAGCUAGAUUUUAAGUUUCCGGGGGAAGGCAAGAGGGCUCCGAAGGGGCGUGCACUAGCACCUACGGGGCCCAAAAUCCGACCUACUGCGGUGCAACCAAUCUUCUCGACAGCGACCCUUAGAGAAGGUCGUCAGAAUAGUGAAAUACAAAAUAUAAUUACGGGUAUCGUCAAGUUGUUAAAUGGAAACGUCAAUGUCCAAGCGAACACCCAGCUCAACGGAAGACGGCCGAUGGCUUCUAGAAUUAAUAAUCGUGGACCACCUCGUAUUACAGAACUACCACUUCCCGAAUACGACAAACCCAUUACGAUGCCUCCUCAUUCAUUCCCACCAACUAAAACACCACCUCCUUACCCCUUCGAUUUACCUCAUGGUGUCAAUUUACCAGAUCAAAUUGUACCACCACUGAACAAUCGACCUGGCUACUACCGACCUAUUCCUCCAUGGCAAAGGCGUCCGCGACCACCCAAUCGUAGGCCAAACCCAAAUCUUCCGUUCUAUAAACCUACACUUAUUCCGCCACCGGAACACCCAGACUUGAAUGAACCUCAAGAUGAGCUCACUAUUAAUGAUAAUUUCACACAUUUUGAAAAUACCAUACAUCACGAGGAGCUGAUAACCGAGACAACAACAGAAUCAAAGAAUCCGACAGAAGAAAACGAAAAAGAAACACAACCAACAACUGUUGCUGAAACUUCAACAUCCACCAUGACAUCUACCUCAUCAGCUCCAUCAACAACACCACCCACAACCACAUCCAGCACAACAGAAUCGACUACAAGUACAACCACAACGACCACAGAGAAACCCACAGACACAACUACACAAAAGACAACAACGACUGAGAAACCAAAGACUGAAAAACCCUCCAAGUUAGAAAAAGAAAAGAAAAAGGACACAUUUAUUUCUGAGAAAGACAAACUGAAGUAUAAAAUUACUGAUGACAAGCCAACGGAAAAACCAACCAAUAACGAUACCUCAGCGGCUCCAUCCAUAGAAGCUUCAGUUACAGAAACCUCCCCGAGUAUACAGCUCAUUUCAACUCCAACGCCAACAGAGGGAUUAAUAUCUUUCGUCCCUGCGCUCGAAGGAUCAACAAACAUUGACGUGGAUAUUAAAACGUCGGCCAUAAACACUCAACCACUGCCAACGUCUCAAAUACCGCACCCAUACAGACCACGGCCAGGUAUAGUCCUGGACGAUACCGACUUUAAGCCGCAUGGGACGAGAUAUCGGCCAGAGGCAUCAGUCAUAACGGCCGCAGAGACGAGACUACCACCAGGCUAUGGAGAAAUAUUUGACGUGACUGUCUCUGCUAUCCAAGGACCUGGAGAGAAGGGAAAUUCAGUGCACAUAGAACAUAUUAACAUCCACCCACAUAAUCACGAUGACAUCAUCGUGUCCCCAUCAGGAGACCAAGGAUUUGUGUCCAUUGAUGGAAAACGAACCUACCUCAACCUUUUCGAUACAUCAACUCCUUCUAUAACCCCUACAAAAGUACAGAGUGUACCUCAUCAUACAGCCCCACCUCCAUCAUCCUUAGGACCAACUCUGGGCACGGGAGUAGCUAUACCAGCUGAUGAUAUUAUACCGCAACCACCUGUGAGAAGACCACAACCGGUGCAAAGACCGCAACACACGUACAGAAGACCACAGCCUACAGUCAGAAUCGACACUUGCAUUGUCGGAGACGACUCUACCUGCGAUCAGGCACAGAAUGAAAAAUGCAGAACUGAAGCAGGUAUCUCUUCCUGCCAAUGUCGUCCGGGCUACGCGCGGCGCGUGCACCGCGACCCGUGCCGGCGCGUCGUCUCGUUGCUGCUCAGCGUCAGAGUCGACAGACUGUAUGAUAGAAAGGUAACCUGGGACGUGAAGUUAGCUGACAAGGAGUCGGAGCCGUACCAGCAACUCAGUUAUGAAGCAGUCCGCGCUAUCGACUCAGCGUUCUCCAUGACUCCGUUCUCUGACGACUUCGUGAGCGGCGCCGUCAACUCCGUGUACCGGGACGACCAGGACAACAGAGUCUUCGUCAACUACACCGUACUGAUGCAAGAAACAGCAGAAACAGGUCGUCCAGCGGUGGGCGUUGAGAUCCAGAAGCACUUGCUGGGCGUGAUCCGGCGGCGCUCCAUGAACGUGGGCGUGUCCGCCAUGUGGGUGGACUCGCCCGCCGGCAGCGUGCACGCUCCUACUGACUUAGACGAGUGCGCAUCACCUGACCUGAACGACUGCCACCAGCUGGCUACCUGUAUCAACACAUGGGGCGCCUUCAGAUGCGUAUGCCCGGACACGACGCUGGACGCAGCGAGCGCGGGGGGCGGGGCGCUGAGCGGGCGCGUGUGUCGCGCGUGCUCGUCCGCGCACUGCAGCGAGCGCGGCGUCUGCCGGUACGCCAACGGUCAGCCGUACUGCACUUGCACGUCUGGCUACUACGGAUCGACGUGCGAGGUGGACGGCGAGGUGGUGGGCGUGGCGGUGGGCGCGUCGCUCGCCGCCGCCCUCGUCAUCGCGCUCACGUUGGCCGCACUGCUGUCUUGGAGUCGUAAAUGGUCUCGCGAGCAGAAGAUCGGCACGGGGUCGCCCGUGUUCAACUACAUGGCCGCCAACACCAUCAAGACGCCGCCCGUGGGCGGACCGCCUUACCAGGUAACUCUGGAGGAAAGAAUGCGAUGGGCGCAGAUAGCUGAAGCGAUGGCGCAAGCGAAUCAGCAUUACGCCCAGCCGGACGCGCUGGGCGGUAUGUCGACGCGGCCGUCGUCCGCCAUGUUCGGCGGGUACCCCUCUCUGCCGCCGCCUGUGCCGCUGCCCAGGAUGAUGCACGGCCACCACACGGGCACGCUGAACACCGUCAACUCGCGCGCCAACACCGCCGCCAGCCAUCACAACCUAUACGGAUACUCUAAGCACAUGGCAUCAGAGUCGAGCUCAGAGGCAUCCAGCCACGUGCAGGACCGCGCCGACUUACUGGUGCCACGACCCAAGUCGCGCUCCAGGAGUAUGCAUAACCAGACGGGAAUCUACUACGACGUGGAGUACGAGAACGCGCCGGAACCGAUAUACGGCUCCAAGGGCAUACCGCUCUCCACAUACACCGUGUCCCGCGGACCGCCCUUCUACAGGACAUAGAGAAAAUGAUUCCUAGGAAGAUGACAGACCUACGUACGUCACUUG